Messenger RNA from Sceloporus undulatus (fence lizard), 6742 nucleotides. It is a transcript of the gene TMTC2, whose product is annotated as transmembrane O-mannosyltransferase targeting cadherins 2. The record is from RefSeq and is a predicted model, not a curated record. The transcript has 12 exons. NCBI's taxonomy places the organism in Eukaryota, Metazoa, Chordata, Lepidosauria, Squamata, Phrynosomatidae. Gene Ontology annotation, molecular function: protein binding; mannosyltransferase activity. Bases 430 to 2940 code for a protein of 836 amino acids. Gene Ontology annotation, cellular component: endoplasmic reticulum membrane. Gene Ontology annotation, biological process: protein O-linked glycosylation via mannose.
CUCUCGCCAAGCCUUGGCUCCGGAGCCUUCAGUCCGGCUGCGAGGGGGAAGAAGAGGGGAAGGAAGGAGGCAAAGGACCAGAGCCUGAGAGAAAGGGAAGAGAGAGGCAGAGAGAGGCAGCCAGGGCUGCAGCCCCACCUUCUCUUCCCUCUCCUCUUUCUUCUUCUUCUUCUCCUCCUCUGGUACCCAGCCCUCCCACCAGCCAUGGGCUAAAAGGCAGCCAGCGGGCGGAACAAUACAAGCAGCAAGGGGCUGCUGCUGCUUCUCCUGCUGCUGCCGCCGCUGGACUCAAAGGAGGCUGGAGGAGAAGGAGAUGCGCGGGGCUGGAGGGCGCUGAGGGACCCACCGAAGAGGAGCAGCAGCAGGAGGCAGCGGGAGAAGCCCAAGGGGAGCCGGCGAAGGCGGGCGGCGGCGGCGGCAGGGAGGAGGAUGAUCGCGGAGUUGCUCAGCAGCGCCUUGGGGCUGGUCCUCUACCUCAACACGCUGGGCGCGGAUUUCUGCUACGAUGACAGCCGAGCAAUCAAGACAAACCAGGAUCUUCUUCCUGAAACGCCAUGGACUCAGAUAUUUUACAAUGACUUUUGGGGCACACUUCUUACUCACAGUGGGAGCCAUAAGUCAUACCGACCUCUCUGCACACUCUCUUUUCGCAUUAACCAUGCCAUUGGAGGAAUGGACCCUUGGAGUUACCACUUUGUAAAUGUACUCUUACAUGCUGCAGUCACAGGCCUUUUUACCAAUUUUUCCCGAAUACUCUUUGGCGAUGGUUACUGGACCUUACUUGCUGGCCUGCUGUUUGCUUCCCAUCCCAUCCAUACGGAAGCAGUGGCAGGAAUUGUGGGAAGAGCUGACAUUGGAGCUUGCUUUUUCUUUCUGCUCUCCUUAGUAUGUUACAUUAAACACUGCUGGACAAGAAGCUAUUCAGAAGGUACCUGGGGCUGGAUCUUGGGUUCAGGACUCUGUGCCACUUGUAGUAUGCUGUGGAAGGAGCAAGGAGUGACUGUUCUAGCAGUGUCAGCAGUUUAUGAUGUCUUUGUAUUUCACAGACUAAAAAUGCACCAAAUCAUACCUGCUGUCUAUAAGAGGAAGAAUUUGCCCCUUCUUUUGAACAUUGGUUUACUAAUCUUCUGGGGAGCUUUGCUGCUAGGUCUUCGCUUCUACUGGAUGGGGAACAAACCUCCAAGCUUUUCCAAUUCUGACAACCCAGCCGCUGAUUCGGACAGAUUUCUAACACGAACUCUCACCUUUUUUUACUUGCCAACCAAAAACCUUUGGCUGUUGCUGUGCCCAGACACCCUUAGUUUUGACUGGUCUAUGGAUGCUGUGCCUCUUCUUAAAACAGUCAGUGACUGGAGGAACCUACACACAGUGGCCUUUUAUGCUGGACUUCUCCUUCUUGCUUAUACCAGUUUGAAAAGCUCCAGCAAAGAAAGAGAAUGCAAUGGGAAAAAUGUGACAAAUGGCAAGCCAAACACCAAUGGGCAUAACUGCCCCUCAGAAAUGGAGUAUAAAACUUCAGAACUCAAGUCCAGCUUUGUAUCUAAAGAAGAAAAUGGCAUUAACAAACAUUUGCCACAGAGGUUACAGCUUCCUUCAACUGAGCACAUUGUAGUACUGUCUUUAUCUUUAUUAAUUGUUCCUUUUAUUCCUGCCACAAACUUGUUUUUCUAUGUAGGCUUUGUGAUAGCAGAGCGUGUUUUGUAUAUACCUAGUAUGGGCUUCUGCCUUCUGAUCACUGUGGGCACCAGAGCCCUCUACAUCAGAGCUCAAAAGCGGUUUUUGAAGAACUUGAUUUUUUUUGCCACUGCUGCAUUAAUCUUUUUCUAUGGACUCAAGACUUUUGUCAGGAAUGGGGACUGGCAAAACGAAGAGAUGCUGUAUAAGUCAGGGAUAAAAGUAAAUCCAGCUAAAGCAUGGGGUAACCUUGGAAAUGUUCUGAAGAGCCAGAGCAAGAUUUCAGAAGCUGAGAGUGCUUACAGAAAUGCCUUGUACUACCGCAGCAACAUGGCAGAUAUGCUUUAUAAUUUAGGGUUGCUGCUUCAGGAAAACAGCAGGUUUUCAGAAGCACUCCAUUACUAUAAAUUGGCCAUUGGAAGCAGACCUACUUUAGCCUCUGCCUAUUUAAACACUGGUAUCAUCUUAAUGAAUCAAGGCAAGGCCGAGGAAGCCAAGAAGACAUUUUUGAAGUGUUCUGAAAUUCCUGAUGAAAACUUAAAAGAUCCUCAUGCUCAUAAAUGUUCUGUUACCAGUUGCCUUUACAAUUUGGGGAAACUCUACCAUGAACAGGGACAGUAUGAGGAUGCUCUCACAGUUUACAGGGAAGCAAUACAGAAAAUGCCAAGGCAGUUUGCACCACAGAGCUUGUAUAACAUGAUGGGAGAAGCCUAUAUGAGACUCAGCAGAUUACCUGAAGCAGAACACUGGUAUGUGGAAUCCCUGCGCUCCAAAACAGAUCACAUCCCUGCUCAUCUCACAUAUGGAAAACUCCUGGCUUUAACGGGUCGUAAGAGUGAAGCUGAAAGGUAUUUCUUGAAGGCAAUUCAACUAGAUCCCACAAAGGGAAACUGUUACAUGCAUUAUGGCCAGUUUCUUCUAGAAGAAUCUCGCCUGAUAGAAGCAGCAGAGAUGGCAAAGAAAGCAGCUGAGUUGGACAAGACAGAAUUUGAUGUUGUAUUCAAUGCGGCCCACAUGCUCAGACAAGCCAGCCUUAAUGAAGCAGCCGAGAAGUAUUAUAAAAGGGCAGCUGAUCUGAGACCCAAUUAUCCAGCUGCCCUAAUGAAUCUCGGAGCAAUUCUUCACCUCAAUGGCAAACUCCUAGAGGCUGAAUCAAACUAUCUCCUAGCCCUUCAGUUUAAACCAGAUGAUGUCAUCACACAGUCAAACCUACGCAAACUCUGGAAUAUUAUGGAAAAGCAAGGCUUAAGGACAUCUAAAACAUGACAUGUGGGUAGAGAAACCCUUGAUGUCUUUUAGGGGAGCAGGGGUGAAAAAAGUCAAACUCAGAACAACUUCCAGGGCACUGUUUUGUUGAGUGCUCUUGUUCAGUUGGACUCCAGUUGUUUAAGAUUAGGAUUGCUGCUAGGAGAAUCCACAGGGCUGCUUUGGGGGUGUGAUAUUUUGGUAAUGAGAGGGAGAUGGGAACUAUCUGAAGAGCUUCAUGAAGGACUUGAUAGUUCCCAUCACAAGUGUAAAAGUGAACUAGAUUUUAAACUGGAGCAUUUGAAAAGGGCCCUUUCAGCAUAUUCACCAGUUCAUCCUAGUCAUUUUCACAUUGAUCAUUUUCAUGUGAUUUCUGAUAGAAAAUCACACUGGCCUAUAUAACAUCCAUCCAGUCAACAUGCGAAUUUAUGAAAGGAUAAAGACUAGCUUAAGUUAUUUUCCGAGGCUGUAACUCAUUAAAAUGUAUACUAAAACCAAUGUGUUUGCAAUUUGUCUUAAUAUUGUGUAAGUCCAUAGGGCUGCCUGCUUAUCUCUCUCACAGACUAGCAGAACCACUGGAAAAAGAUUUGAAAGAUACGACAUUUAGGGUUACUUGACAAAUACACAUUUGAUAAAAUUAAUGUAUAUUGUGUUUCUUGGCUAUGCUUUAACUAAUGCAAGUGGAACAAGAAAAGGCCAGUGAUGGGGACAUGCAACAUGUUACCCUCAUGCAGCAGAAAUGUACCCAAGCAGGAAGAAACUAGGCAAUUUCUAGAUCGCUACAUCUACCUUGUUCAUAUUUGAAGUUGGUGUGGUCUUAAUUUUGGCAACAGAAAAUGAACAUUGGUGGGAAGAGCUGAACACUUCUCCUCCCCACUUCACAUCAUUGUUGUGCUGGGCACAUUUUUACCAAGUAAGUAACAUUUCAAGAUCAGAGAGGUGAAGCAUAUGGGGCAAAAGGAGCUGCCAGGGGCUGCUCUGGCCCCAAUUGGUCUGGGACCAUGGCAACUUGGUGCCAUUGUCCCAAAGCCAGUUGCCGCCACAGUCCCAAACAGGCCACUGGACAAGAGUGGCUUUUUCCUGCUCCUUUUCAGGCUGGUUUUAAGCAGCCUCAGAGCAACUUCCAGGUGGUCUGGAGGUGUGCAUUGUUUGAAUGCCACACACCCAAACCACCAGGAAGGCACUUUAUUUGGAGUGGAGGACUGGAAGGCUAGAAGAUUAUUCAACUGAUUUCACCAACAUGCGUUAUCUCUUGAUUUAAGAAAAAAGGCCCACUCACACACCACAUUUACAUGUGGUGCAUGAUGAAUUACCAUGGGCAGUCUAUCACAUUUAACUGACCUUUAUUACAUUGACAAAAUCAGAUUGCUUGUCCCAGCUGGGAUAGAUCCAUUGAAUCAAUGGGAAGUAUAUAAAUCUUAAUUUAGUUCCUAUUGAUGUAUUCUAGUUUAGGCUAGAGAUUGAGUUUACACCAGGGUCACUCCAGAUGUUAUUGUGCUGCAGUUCCCAGCAGCCCUGGCCAGCAGAGACAAUGAUGAGGAAUGCUAGGAGAGACAGUUCAAUAUUUAGAAGGCCACAUAAUUCUUGCUGCUGGUCAAGACCAUUAGAAAUAAGCCAGUGCAGGAUAACCAUGUACUAACACUGUUCUUGAAAGUUUUCAUACAUCUGUAACAUUACUGUAUCCAUCCACAAUCUAUAUUCUGUUGCUGAAAGAUAUGAUGCAGCAUGGCUUCCCUGGGACAGUAUUACACUGUAGAGUUCCCCAAUGCCAAAGUUCAACUGUACUCAUAUUGUUUCUUUUAAAAUACAAUACUAAAAGGUAACUACAUCUCUGGCUCUAGAUCUGUUUCCUGUCACUGGAACAAUUUAAAAAUGCGUGCAGUUGGUGUGUAUGUUUUUGAAAUGCUAGGAUUGAGAUUUAUCAGCAACCUAUGAGAAGGAAAACAUUUUGCUAGAGGCAGCAAGAAACUAAAAGGAUUUAAUGCUUUUAGCAUCUAGUGAAUUCACAGAGUGUUAGACCAAAAGGGAUUAUGUGACUGACAAUGGUUGCCAAUUAUUUUUGCAUAUAUUUUACAUUUUACAAACAGAAAAAACACUUGUACAGAGUCUAACCCAAUAUUGCUUCUCUGUUUCUUCAAUCAAGUAGGUUAUUUUAAAAAAUAACAUUUCAGCUUAUCACCAUAGUUGUUAUGAUCUGCAUAAAAAUAUUUUUAAAAACCAUGCUAGAUUACCCUGGGCUCUUUCAGGCCAUUUAUCAACUACUUUGAUUUAGUGAGGCAAAUUGCUCAUUAAUAAUAUAAAGUAUUCUAUUCCAACACUUAUUUUGACACUUGUGGGCAUUAACAUAGGCCAAAUUUGAAAAGCCAGCUCAGGCAUUUCCAAGUGAUUGCCUGCACCCAAGAGAAUUUUUUAUUUCUGUGCCCUAUCACAAACUGCUUUUAGAACUCUGUUUUAAACCCCAUUUCCAAUGCAAAUAGGAAUGGCAGGAUUGCUCAUCAAGACAUGUGGGAGUAGCCAUGUGCUUCUUUGCAGCCUUAUAGUAUGGGGCACACUUGAACUAAAGAUGAUUGAGGAUCUCUCAUAAUCCCUUGUUUGUACAAAUGUCCUCUUAAUUGUGUAUUGUUCCACUGAGCUUUAUGGAAGGACUAAUGCAUUGUUGAAACACUUUAUUUUCCAUUUGAAGAAAGAAAAUUAAGUCAUUAGCUAAAGUUUCACAAUUGUUGCUAGCCCCUUAGUUUGUUUUUCACACUGUAUUUUUAAAUGUAUAAGGUGUGUAUUUGGUACUUAGAGAGAAAUGAGCACACAUUUAUUCUGUGCAUUUUAGACACUCUGGCUAUCUAAAUGUACACAUGUUGAGGAAUCUUGGCAUAUCUUUCCUGGCAUAACCACAGUUUGCACCACCAUUUAUAAAAGUUGAAAAGUUUUUUUCCCCAUUUGAAGCAUCAUUUUCUAGCAAUUACUGAUUGUCAUGUGUACCAUCUAUCAAUUUCUGCUCUCGGACUUCCUAACCUCUCCUCUCUUACUUUUAGACCUUGUACCAAAUGAAUGACCUUUAGAUUUUGCCCAUGGUGCACCCUCCAAAAGCUCUUUUUAUAAUCAAAAAGGAGAAAAUGUUAAAAGACUGAAAUUCAACAUGUUCAGUGCUUCAGGUUAAAAUAUAUGAUAACAUAUAAUAGUAGCUUUGAGCCUAUUCAGUACUUGGCAGCAAUUAUGCUGCACAAUCUGUUUUAAUCGGUGUAAAAAGUAAAUGCUUUUUAAACAUCAAGACUGAAUUUUCAGGGCAAUCCUCUGCAUGUCAGCUCAGAAAUAAGUUCCACUGACUUCAGUGAGGCUUAUUUUUACUGAAAUGUGUAAGGGACUGCAAAUAAUACUGUGUAGCUGUAGCAUCUUGAAACUUGUUAAAUUUUAGCCCUCAGAUACAAGCACAGCUUCUAACAUUUAAUUUUUAUUUUAGUUUUGACCUUUCUCCUUGUAUUUCUGUAAUUAAUUUUUACAUUAAUUGCACACUUUUGAUUCACACAAAAUUGUGUGCAAUUAACAAUGAAGUGGAAAUUAAAAAAGAAAAUAGAAAGAAAGAAUGUUCCAUGUUCCUCCAUACAUUUUCACUGUAGGGCUGGGCUUCAUAACUUUCAGUUUUGGAAUAAGUUUAAAAUGUCUCUGCUCAGGGAUUUGUGGUGGCUAUUGCAGACAGUGCUUAAAAACAGAGCACAAGUUUACUAAAUUAAAUUUUUAUUUUUUGAGAAAACUGUUAUUUGUAUAAAUUAUCAAGAUUUGUAGGCUUUCCUUUUUGUAGAAAUGAUUGUUUAUGUGCCAGAUAAGAAAA